GAUCACCUAAGCUACACAGUACACAGAGAGGAGACUAAUUAAGAUGAGUAGUUUUGCAGAAAGAAAGCCACACGCAGUGUUAACUCCAUCUCCUCUCCAAGGCCAUAUCAAUCCACUGUUUCAACUAGCCAAGCUUCUUCACCUUAGAGGCUUUCACAUAACCUUUGUCCACACUGAAUACAACCAUAAACGCUUGAUCAAAUCAAGAGGUCCAAACGCCCUUGAUGGCCUCCCUGACUUUGUCUUUGAGACCAUCCCAGAUGGUCUUGAAGAUGGUGAUGGUGAGGUCAGUCAAGACUUAUACUCUCUCUGUGAUUCAAUCAGAAACAAGUGUCACCUCCCCUUUCAAGACCUUCUUGCUAAACUUCACCGCUCUGCCUCUGCUGGUCUUGUCCCCCCAGUUACCUGCUUAGUUUCUGAUUUACUCAUGACCUUCACUAUCCAAGCUGCUCAACAACUUCAACUCCCUAUUCUUCUCCUUUGUCCAGCCAGUGCAUCUACUUUCAUGUCUUUCUUGCACUUCCAGACACUGCUUGAUAAGGGUGUCAUACCACUCAAAGAUGAGAGUUAUCUGACAAAUGGAUAUUUGGACACUAAAGUAGAUUGGAUUCCCGGAAUGCAAAACUUUAGACUCAAAGACCUUCCUGACUUCAUAAGGACAACAGAUCCGAAUGAUAUAAUGCUAGAAUUCAUGGUUGAAGUUGCAGAUAGAGCUAAGAGAGCAUCUGCUAUUGUUUUUAAUACUUUUAAUGAGCUUGAGAGAGAUGUACUCAGUGCUCUCUCCACUAUGCUUCCUUCUCUGUACCCCAUUGGCCCUUUCCCUUCAUUUUUAAACCAAGCUCCACAGAACCAAUUGGCAUCCUUGGGUUCCAAUCUUUGGAAAGAAGACACCAAGUGUCUCCAAUGGCUUGAAUCAAAGGAACCCGGGUCAGUUGUUUAUGUGAAUUUUGGCAGCAUUACUGUCAUGUCGCCAGAGCAACUCUUGGAGUUUGCUUGGGGUUUGGCAAACGGCAAGAAGCCCUUUUUGUGGAUCAUUAGGCCUGACCUUGUCGCCGAUGGCUCCGCGAUUUUGUCGCCGAAGUUUGUCGAUGAAACUUCAAAUAGAGGCCUAAUAGCAAGCUGGUGUCCACAGGAGAAAGUGUUGAACCACCCUUCAGUUGGUGGAUUCUUGACUCAUUGUGGAUGGAACUCAACCAUUGAAAGCAUCUGUGCAGGAGUGCCAAUGUUGUGUUGGCCAUUUUUUUCAGAUCAGCCCACAAACUGUAAAUGGAUUUGCAAUGAAUGGGAUAUUGGGAUGGAAAUUGAUACCAAUGUGAAGAGAGAGGAGGUGGAGAAGCUGAUCACUGAAUUGAUGGUGGAAGAGAAAGGAAAGAAGAUGAAGCAAAAAGCCAUGGAGUUGAAGAAGAAGGCAGAGGAGGACACUAGGCCUGGUGGUUGUUCAUACUUGAACUUGGACAUAGUGAUUAAGGAGGUGUUGCUUAAACAAUAAUUGUAUGAAGUCCUUUUAUUUUCUGCAAUGCAGUACUGCAUUAAUUGAUUUAUGUUCUCCUAUUGAAUUUGUUCUACUCUCAAUCAGAGUUGAUCGAGCUCAAUGGCGUAGUGUGAUCCAUAUAACCGACUUCACUUAGUGAGAUAAGGCUUUUGUUGUUGUUAUUGUUGUCAAUCAGAAUUUAUGCUAUCAGUGGCAUUGAAUUUUUCAUCAUGUAACCUUUCAAUAAUUCAAUGUAAAAUUAUCUCCUAUAUAUUAUUACACCAUUUAAUA
Lotus japonicus is the source of this 1762-nucleotide messenger RNA. RefSeq names its product 7-deoxyloganetin glucosyltransferase-like. Gene Ontology annotation, molecular function: UDP-glycosyltransferase activity. The transcript has 2 exons. The record is from RefSeq and is a predicted model, not a curated record. NCBI's taxonomy places the organism in Eukaryota, Viridiplantae, Streptophyta, Magnoliopsida, Fabales, Fabaceae. The coding region runs from base 44 to 1489 and encodes 481 amino acids.